Molecule: messenger RNA, 942 nt
Organism: Orycteropus afer afer
Lineage: Eukaryota; Metazoa; Chordata; Mammalia; Tubulidentata; Orycteropodidae
Product: olfactory receptor 10AG1-like
Biological process (GO): G protein-coupled receptor signaling pathway
Cellular component (GO): membrane
Molecular function (GO): olfactory receptor activity; G protein-coupled receptor activity
Source: RefSeq, a predicted model, not a curated record
AUGAGUCAUCAAGAAAAACCACUCAAAGAAAAUCUAACUCAAUGGAUGGAAUUUGUUCUCCUGGGAUUUGCUGAGCUGCCCCAUCUCCAGUGGUUUCUGUUUGGAUUGUUUUUAGUCAUCUAUAUUAUCAUCCUGAUGAGCAAUGGCACCAUAGUUCUAAUAACAAAAAUGGAUCCUGCUCUCCAGAGCCCUAUGUAUUUUUUCCUGGCUAAUUUUUCCUUCUUAGAAAUCUGCUAUGUGUCAGUUACUCUCCCCAGAAUGGUGAUGAAUCUUGGGACUCAGAGAAGAAUAAUUUCCUUAGUUGCUUGUGCUACACAGAUGUGUUUUUUUCUAAUACUUGGAGGUACAGAAUGUUUGUUACUGACUGUAAUGGCCUAUGACCGCUACGUGGCAAUUUGUAACCCUCUGAACUAUCCUCUAGUCAUGAACCAUAAGGUCUGUAUCCAGUUGGUGACUGGCUCCUGGAUCAGUGGGAUCCCACUUCCUAUAGGACAGACCUAUCAGAUUUUCUCUCUUCCCUUCUGUGGAUCUAACCAAAUCCACCACAUCUUAUGUGACCUCCCCCCAGUAUUCAAGCUGGCCUGCGGGGACACUUUUGUGAAUGAGAUGUUGCUCUACAUGUCUGUUCUGUUGUUUGGCAUGAUUCCAUUUCUGUUGAUCCUUGGCUCCUACACUAAAAUAAUCUCCACCAUCCUGAAGUUGCCAUCAGCCACAAGUCGGGCCAAAGCUUUUUCUACCUGCUCUUCUCAUCUUAUGGUUGUGCUGCUAUUCUUUGUAUCAGCCCUCAUUACAUACUUAAGACCUAAGGCUAGCCACUCAGGGGGAACCGACAAUGUGCUUUAUCUGUUCUACACUAUCCUAACUCCUAUGUUUAAUCCCAUGAUAUAUAGUCUAAGAAAUAAAGAUGUCAUUAUGGCACUGAGAAAACUGCUUUGUAAAUAA